UAGUCUCUUUAGAUUUUUUUUUUAGGUAGCUCUCUUUGCUUUGAGUAAGGACAUUUAGGAGAACCAGAUUAAUGCAAAAGAAUUGUACUAAAAAGUGAAGGAGAAUUUAAUUCCCUCCCCAACCCUCAAGAUAAACAGCCUUCAGAGCACCAAAGCUUUAGAGGAGACAACAAGCUAACUUUUCUUCCUUCUUUUUUUUUUCCUUCCCCUUUUUAACUCUCUCUCUCUCUCUCUUUGUGAUCUCUUCCUUCUCAUAGUUUUGUUUAUUUUGGGGAGUAGCAGGGGAGGAAACAAGAAAGGAAAAGAUCCCAGUGUGGGAUGGGAAUAAGAGGAAGCCAAAGAAAAUGACUUGGUGCAAUGACUGCAGCGAUGUGCAAACGAUUGAGAGAAGCUCUCCUCCAUCUUCUCAUAAAACGGUUAUUGCUGAAAGGCAGAAAGUUUGCCUAGUUAGAACCUGUCCCUCAUGUGGUCAUCAGAUCAAAUGCCGAGAGCAGGCGGGAAUUCAUGAUUUGCCUGGGUUGCCUGCUGGAGUGAAGUUUGAUCCAACAGAUCAAGAGCUUCUUGAACAUUUGGAAGGGAAGGUGCGGUCUGAUGCUCGUAAACUUCAUCCUCUAAUAGAUGAAUUUAUCCCUACUAUUGAAGGAGAGAACGGAAUUUGCUAUACUCAUCCAGAGAAGUUACCAGGAGUUAGCAAAGAUGGCCUAGUUCGCCACUUCUUUCACCGACCCUCCAAGGCAUACACCACCGGAACUAGAAAAAGAAGAAAGGUUCACACUGACACGGAAGGCGGCGAGACCCGGUGGCACAAGACAGGCAAGACCAGGCCAGUUUUUAUUAGUGGAAAAGUUAAGGGUUACAAAAAGAUACUGGUGCUUUACACCAACUACGGGAAGCAAAGGAAACCCGAGAAAACUAAUUGGGUGAUGCACCAGUACCACCUUGGCAACAAUGAAGAAGAGAAAGAUGGUGAGCUAGUUGUUUCAAAAGUUUUCUACCAAACACAGCCUAGACAAUGUGGCUCGGUAAAGGACUCCCUGCCCUCAAAAUUAAAGGUGCAGAGUGGACAUGAGGGUCCUCAUCACCUUAAGAAUAAUGGGCUUGUUGAGUUGUAUAAUCCUUCUUAUAUUUCCUUUGAUCAAGGUGGCCAAACCAGAGGCAACCCUAGCCAGCUACUUCCCCAUUUUGCAGUCCAUGAUGGGUCUUUCAUUCCUUAAGAAAGUUACAAGGAUCCACGGGAAGGAAAGGAGAUAGUCUACUUAGUGAAAGGACUGUGGAGGCAACAUCAAAAAUAAGCACUGGUGAAAUAAGCAAGAAAUUAAUUAUUUACUUAUGGCUUUUAGCGAAGCCAAAAAUGGCGGGGGAGAAUAAGGAAUGCUUUGUAGCUAGCGGAAGAGCAGAAGAAACAUUCUUCAGCAUGGUUAAUUUUCUUUCCCUUCCUCCUUUGAAGGGAUGCUUUGUACAGUGUAAGCAGCAGGGUGUAAAUGUGCCACAUGGUUCAUCCAACUUUAAUCUUGUACAAGUUAACUAUGGAAACUGUACAAAGGGUGAUUCUUACCACAAGUAGCUUCUUUUAUUCAACACUUUGUCCUUUCAAAUGUAACGACAAUCUUCAAAUAAGAGUAUAUAUUUUACUGUUAAAAUUGUA
Molecule: messenger RNA, 1645 nt
Organism: Theobroma umbraticum
Lineage: Eukaryota; Viridiplantae; Streptophyta; Magnoliopsida; Malvales; Malvaceae
Gene: NAC073
Product: NAC domain containing protein 73
Biological process (GO): regulation of DNA-templated transcription
Cellular component (GO): nucleus
Molecular function (GO): transcription cis-regulatory region binding; DNA-binding transcription factor activity
Source: RefSeq, a predicted model, not a curated record